CCACCUCUUUUACAAUCACCAAACCCAUUCCCAAGCCUCACACAUUCCCAUACUCAUCAUGUCUGGAAACUCUAGCGUUGGCACCGCGGCCGUCUAUGAGGCUGGCGACCAGGUCAACAAGCCCAACUCUGAGAUUGAGCAGGAGAAGAAGGAGAACCGCUUCCACGAGGGCCAGGAGAACGCGCACAAGGCUCUCGACUCCAAGGACGAGCGAACAAUUGCCAACAAGCUGGAGCGUGAGGAGAAGCGCGAGAAGGAGGGCGAGGACGAGUCUCUUGAGAGCCAGCAGAGCAAGAAGGACGCUACCCUGCCCGCACGCUCACACGGCAACGAGCCAUCCAAGGGCGCCAAGAUCGACCAAGAGCUGAGGGAAGAGGACGAGGCGAUGCUCAAGAAGAAGGGCGCUGCCUAAGCUUUUUGUUGCGCAUGCGCAUUUCGAUAUACCCGCACAUUUCAAGGCGCGUGGCUGGAGUUGGAGGCAUCUAAUGACAUGAUACGGAUUGACGAUGAAACGUCUCGACGGAAGCCUGGAAUACGGCUGAGGCAUGAAUGAAGAUAUCU
This is a messenger RNA of Exserohilum turcica Et28A, 561 nucleotides long. RefSeq lists its product as uncharacterized. The record is from RefSeq and is a predicted model, not a curated record. The coding region runs from base 59 to 412 and encodes 117 amino acids. The transcript has 2 exons. Lineage: Eukaryota; Fungi; Ascomycota; Dothideomycetes; Pleosporales; Pleosporaceae.